GCCAUCAGUAGCAAUAUGUAGGAACAUAGAGCACAUGAGCAGGCGUAGGAUUCGGCAUGCUCUAGAUGCUCCAUUGUCGCAGCCGCAAAGUACCUGUUUGGUCGUUGAGUACGUAUCACAGGGCGGACUCACGAGGAUACCAAGCGUCGCGCUCCAUGUGCAACCUAGUUGCCGAAAGGAGGCAUCACAUGUAUAGUUUGUACUGCAUGGACAACACACUUCUAAAUUUUCAACUUUGAUGUCCAAGUCCAUGACGCGCUGGUCUUUGUGUCAUCAUCUCGCAUCUGCGAUGUACGGAUACGUCGUGAGGGUAUAAAUGUCCAUUGUAUGGCCUUCACACAAACCUCCAAGAACUUUCACGGUCUACAAUGGUUGUCCCUUCACCAUUUGGCCAGCCAUGUUCACCGACCUGAACGUUGGUAGUGCGGUCCCUUCAUUCCAGACGGGAUGGGAAGCUGCCGCCUUCACGCACGUCACCUUCGCCGUUCCCAACAACUGGAAGGCCGGCCGUAUCUGGGCCCGUCGUAACUGUAACUUCAACGACCCCAAUCCAGCAACUCAAUGUGCUGACGGAGGUUGCAACGGAGGCUUGGUCUGCGAUCCCCGUACCGGUACCGGCGUGCCACCGGCCACGGUCGCCGAGUUCACCUUACAAGGAGACGGAAACCGCGAUUUCUAUGACGUGUCCCUCGUUGAUGGGUAUAACUUGCCCGUGCGUAUUGACAACAACAAGGGCUGCCACGUUGCAGAUUGUCCGGUUGAUUUGGGUCCCAACUGCCCUGCUCCACUAAAGGGACCAUUCGAUAGCACCGGUUUCCCCGUCGGAUGCAAGAGCGCAUGCUUGGUCGAUCCCAACCCCACGGACUCCCCGAAUUGCUGCAGCGGGAGCCACAACACAUUAGAAACCUGUCCUACCUCCGGUGUUCAAUUCUAUUCAUACUUCAAGAGCAAUUGCCCCAACUCCUACGCUUAUGCUUUCGACGAGCCUAGCGGAACCGCUCUCUGGACUUGCGAUACCGGUUUGCAGGCUGACUACACUGUCAGUUUCUGCCCUCCUUGAACACCAUGCAGUCAGAGUCGGUAGAGAAACAAAGGGCAACUUACGGCGUUAUUCAACUCCGUUGUAAAUUAUUCAGAGCAGAUGAAGGAACCCAAUAGAGCGUUACUCGGCGGAUGUGGAUACACUUCAACGACGUUACAAAAAUGUCAAUAAGAGCUGAUAACUACACGAAAUAACAUUGAGCAAUACAC
This is a messenger RNA of Somion occarium, 1251 nucleotides long. The record is from the annotation of a GenBank genome assembly. Lineage: Eukaryota; Fungi; Basidiomycota; Agaricomycetes; Polyporales; Cerrenaceae.